GAGUGGUAGGGUGAGUGACCUGCGGUGUGGUGGUUGAACGCAGUAUGACGGAUGAGACAAGACAGUGUCUGGCAGUCCGAGUCCUCAAUACGGGAGGACGAUGAUGAUGACGACGAUGAUGACGACGCGGUGAUGGGGCUGGAGGGACACGGGGCCGCGCCUCCUCUUCCCCCUGCUCACCGCGGCGUGAGACUCCUCACUCCUCGCCUUCCUCACCCCUCCUCACCCCUCCUCACCGCCACGUAAGACUUCUCACCCCUGCUCUAAUGAACGCGCCUCUUCGUUUCAAUUAAAGCCGCGUCUCCUCCAGCGCCUCGCGGCUCCUCGAGAAACGCAUUCCAGCCCAGAGGCACAAACAGCGUGCGCAGUCACGGGCAGAACACGCGCUCCCCUCCUCCUCCUCGUCAUACUCCUCCUCGUCAUACUUCCCGGGCCGGACCUGCUGCGGAGCGAGGCGCACGGAGCGGAGAGAGUGAUUUCUGGACUCUGCGGGACAUGGGCUGAGCGUGGAGGUGGUGGAGAGGUACGACCUCGUCCCUGCAUGAAGCGUCAAUCUCGACGUCGCGACUGAAGUGGACUCCUGGACUCCGAGUCUCCUCCGACUUCGGUAUUCAGGUCUCCUCUAGUUCCUGGUUUUUCGUAUUUAGGAUCGUGGUUCUCGAGUUUCUCGUCAUUAUUCUACUGCUCCUUAAUCUGCUGGUGUCUGAUAAUAUCCUGGUCUCCUGGCAUCUGGAUCCUUAACAUCCUAGCCUCUCAUCUCCUUGCCCCUGGAACUGCGACCCCAGCAGCAAUGGUCCCCGCCUGGAGCUGGCGGGUCCUGGCGCUGCUGCUGCUGCUCGUCAGCUGCAUCCCGACCCGGCGAGCAGAGGGGACCCCGCCAGGAGGAGAGGGCACCUUGGAUGCGGAUAUCUGGCCGGGACUGUCUCUGGUCUACUCCGCCUCCCGCUAUUGGCCUCUGGGCCGCGUCCCCGGGCUCCUGGAGGUGCCGCGACCACGUGACCCCACGGGACAAGCUGAGGUGGCCCCCUCGUCUCGUCUCGUGGAGCUCAACGCCACGGCGGAGACCACCGCCAACGGCUCCAGCCGCUACUCCAGCCUGGAGGCCACCGUGGAGCUGGUGGACUGGCCGGAGGGCCGCGGGGUGCUGCUGCUGCGCGGGAGCGGCGCCGCCACCGCGCUGCUGCCGCGCUCGGCGCGGGAGUCGCGGGAGGAGUCGUGCGUCAGCCAGCCGGCACUCUGCUCGCCACGAGGCGUCACGUUGUCUCUCUUCUGGAAGAGGACAGAGCGUGGCUCCCGUGCAGCGCAGCUCUCCUCCUCCUCCUCCGCUUCCUCCUCCUCCUCCUCCACCGCCUCCUCCUCCUCCUCGUCCUUCCCGGGCCACAGGCCGCCCUCCCCGAGCGGCUUCUCGAUCAGCGUGGACCCCGAGCGCGGCUCCGCGGAGAUUCUCGCGUUCGUGGCCGCGUGGAGGUGGCAGGCCGAGGCACGGGGCCCCGGCGCCGUGUGGUCCCACCUGCUCUUCACGUGGAGCCGGGGCUCGGGCCUGCGGGUGUUCGUCAACGGGACCCCCUCGGCCUGGGACCCCCGCGGGGCCCCCUGCAGCGAGCGGUACGGCGCGAGCCCUGGGGGAGGGCUCGUCCUGGCGGCCGGGAGUCCCCCCUCCCCGCUGGGGGCGCCGGCGGGAGACGUCGCGUUUGACGAGGUGAUCGUGUGGGAGAGGAGGCUCACGGCACGCGAGGUCCGGCUGUACUUCACCUCGGCGACUGGAGCGGACGCGUCUCUCGCCGCAAAGCCCGGCGCGACUCUCCCCACCGCGGAGCCCGGCGGCCGAACGUCGCCCCCGGGGGCAUCUCGGGGUCUCCCCGGUGGUUCAGGGCAACUCGGCCAGGAGGGGGCAGCCGCACGGUUGGGGUCGGGGCGUGCCCUGGGGCCCGGGAGGGAUCUGGGACACUUGGGAGCCCUGGUGCCCAAUAUCCCGGACGCUCACGCCAUCAGCCCUGACGUGGCGCGCAACCUCACCCAGAGUUUCCUGGGCUCGGUGGAGGACGUCCUCCUUUCACCAGUGAUGGCGCAGUUCUCACAGGCCGGCUCGGUGGUGAGCGGGCUGCUGCUCACGGUGGACGAGGCGACGAGUCGCGUGGCCUCGCGCCUCGGCUCCUCCUCCUCGGGCGGCCCCAUCACGAUCCGCGGGCGCACCGACUCCGCCGACUUUGCUCUCGUCAAGGUUCCCGGCGCGUGGCACCUGCACGAGUACCGCUUCCCGGCGCACGGCGCCAGCUACAUCUUCAUCCCCGGCACCGCCUUCCCCGCACGCGAGGAGCUCACCAUCGUGGGGCUACUCUACCACUCGGUGCACCGGUUCUACCGACGCAUCGCUCCCUCCCAAACCAGGGUGUCGGGCGCUCUCCAGGAGGACACCCACCGACUGGAGGUGGUGAGUCGCAUCAUCUCCCUCAAGACCCAGCCGCCCCCGCGCCUCUCCCCCUCGCUCUCCGGCUCCCCACUCGUCACCGUCGUGCUGCUGCACGAGCGCGAGAUGGACGCCUCUAACAGCUCGCUACGGGUGCAGCUGUGGUGCGCGUUCCUCGACUUCAGUUCGGAGCCCCAGGGCGUCUGGUCCAACGCCGGCUGCGCCAGGACCCAGGGCAACGGCUCCUUCUCCGUGUGCAAGUGCACGCACCUCACCAACUUCGCCAUCCUCAUGCAGGUCACGCCGCUCCAGCUGUCGGAGCACCACCAGCGAGCCCUCUCCACCAUCAGCUACAUAGGCUGCGCCAUCUCGAUCACCUGCCUGUGCAUCACCCUCAUCACCUUCGCCAUCCUCUCGUCAGUGAGCACCAUCAGAAACCAGCGUUACCUCAUCCACGCCAACCUGUCGCUCGCCAUUCUGCUGGCGCAGGUCUUCCUGCUCAUCAGCGGCCACUUUUCUCCCGGCACCUUGGGCUGCAAGGUGCUGUCGGUGCUGCUGCACUUCCUCUACCUGAGUGCGUUUGCGUGGAUGCUGGUGGAGGGACUGCACCUGUACAGCAUGGUCGUCAAGGUGUUCGGCUCUGAGGACAGCAGCCAGGCUCUCUACUACGGCAUCGGUUGGGGAGCCCCUCUCAUUAUCAGCAUCGUCUCCGUGUCGUCGGCGCUGGGCAGCUACGGCGAGGAGAGCAACUGCUGGUUAUCCAUCACGGGCGGCGCCAUCUGGGCCUUCGUGGCGCCCGCGCUGUGCGUGAUCGCGGUGAACAUCGUGAUCCUGGUGACGGUGACGCGAAUCAUCACUCGCAUCAGUGCCGAGAAUUACAGGAUGCACGGCGACCUCAACUCCUUCAGGCUCACGGUGAAGGCUGUCGCGGUGCUGCUGCCCAUCCUCGGCAUCUCGUGGCUCUUCGGCGUGCUCGCCGUCAACGAGAGCACCGUCCUCUUCCAGUACCUCUUCGCCAUCUUCAACUCGCUGCAGGGUGGAUUCAUCUUCCUCUUCCACUGCCUGCUCAACUCCGAGGUGCGAGCGGCCUUCAAGCACAAGACCAAGGUGUGGACGCUGAACAGCAGCACGGCGAGGCCGAUCCGGCCCCUCAACUCCGACGUGGUGAGUGCGGCGCCGUCGCAGCGCCGUAGCACCUGAAGCCUUUCCCUUUACUCGCACACGGUUUGGAACAUUGCCACCGUUCAGUUGCUUUGCAACAUUUUGUUGUAGUAGUGCGAUAAAUCUUCGACUAUCUUCAGCAGCCAGAAGAUUAGACGUGUACAUGUUAGUCGGUCUCUUUUCACACAAGGGUGAUAGUUUAUCCGGUUUCUCUUGAUUGAAAACACCAAUAUGUUGUCUUGAAAAAAUAAAUAAACUACGCUCUCAAACUUUCCAUGAAUGUUUAUUACUCUCAGUUUGUACACACGUAUUGCUCCGAGUUAUACAAUAACCGGUGAUAGUGCCAGAUUAUUAUCAGACAACAAACAGCACGCACGUGCUUUUUUUCUUGAAAUG
This is a messenger RNA of Petromyzon marinus (sea lamprey), 3964 nucleotides long. Lineage: Eukaryota; Metazoa; Chordata; Hyperoartia; Petromyzontiformes; Petromyzontidae. The record is from RefSeq and is a predicted model, not a curated record.